This is a messenger RNA of Fusarium venenatum, 435 nucleotides long. Lineage: Eukaryota; Fungi; Ascomycota; Sordariomycetes; Hypocreales; Nectriaceae. The record is from RefSeq and is a predicted model, not a curated record.
AUGCUCUUUCGGCCUCCCAACAGAGGUCGCUGCAAAAUCCUUUUGGCAGUGACGGCAUCUGUAUCGCUUGCUUUUCUUGGAGUUAGAGCGGCCGAGGUCGAUAAACUGUCGCCAAACGAAGGCAGCGUUAGCUUGGGUGGGCGCCACCUUUUUGGCGAUACCUUCAACCGGGAGAGAAUGGCAGAGAGUAUUUUGGACCCCAUUAAUCCAGUUGGAGGAUGGCCAAAGGAUCCGAAGCAGCGAAGUGUUGGGCAGUACACGCAGGCUGCUUUCGAACAAGACGCGCAGGGAACUGUUCUUCAUAUGGCUAUUGCGCUGGGCUGGACUGAGGAAGAAGUCACUGUAUUCAUCUCGCAUUUUAGACGUGAGAUUCGAUCACCCAAGAUUCACUCGUAUUUCCGGCAGAAGGUUGUUUGGGGACGGAAGCCUCUUUAA